This is a messenger RNA of Penaeus indicus, 1251 nucleotides long. RefSeq names its product glutamate receptor ionotropic, delta-2-like. Gene Ontology annotation, cellular component: membrane. The coding region runs from base 1 to 1251 and encodes 416 amino acids. NCBI's taxonomy places the organism in Eukaryota, Metazoa, Arthropoda, Malacostraca, Decapoda, Penaeidae. The transcript has 8 exons. The record is from RefSeq and is a predicted model, not a curated record. Gene Ontology annotation, molecular function: ligand-gated monoatomic ion channel activity.
AUGUCUUGUCACGAACAAUGGAAAAAUGGUCACCACUUUUUGGUGGCUGCCACGAAAAAAAUUGAACAUCUGUACGAGAUGCGCACUCCUUGGGACAACCAAUGGGGGACUUCAACGCCAUCUGGGAACUGGACGGGAAUCGUCGGGACGCUGCAGCACCAUAAGGGCGAUUUUUCCAUGAUGCUGUCGUGGAUGGAGCCUCGCUUGCCCGUGGUCGAUUAUUCUAGAAUCUACGCGUCCGAACCUUUGGUCAUGGUUACUUCGAAGCCUAAGCCAUUAUCACAGGCAUUCGCACUCGUCAGGCCCUUUGCAGGCAGCCUCUGGUUCGUAACAUUCGUCUCCACCGUGGUAGCUGGCCUGGUGCUGUGGCUGCUGCAGCUGUGGUGGUCCAAAAUGUCCGGCGGCAAGAAGCUGGAGUUCGGAGAUGCCACGCUGAUGACGUGGGGGAUUCUGCUCGAGGAUCCGCCGGAGAACAUCCCGCGCAAUGUCACGGCGCAGAUGCUCAUAGGGUGGUGGUGGGUGUACUGCAUGCUCAUCACGAUCACCUACAGGUCCUCUCUGGUCGCCCACCUCACAGUGCCGGGGAAGUCGCCCACGCUCGACUCUCUCGAAGACCUGCUGGCUGCCCACCGCAAGGCCAGUUGGACGUGGGGCUUCGAACCCACAUACGGCUCGGGCUGGGAGUGGCUCAAGAGCAACCAGAACCCCACCGUCAAGGAGAUCUUCAACAGCAUUAUGACUUGCAUAAACGUGAAAAAUGCAAAACCUGCCCACAUGAAUUUCAAACAUAAAUCAGAGAAGAGAAAAGAAAGUUCUCCAAAUAACGAGGCUCCAGGUCCCGAAAUGGCUUUUACACUUGUUUUCCAGGAAUUCGUACUUGAGUUAGAAGAACAGCUGUCCCGAGUGCUGAGCGGCCGCCACGCCUUCAUCACCUGGAAAUACUACAGCAGGUCCAUCAUCGGCUCCCACUACACGAACGACAGAGGCUACACCCCCUUGUACACCGCCCGCCAAGACUUCUUCAACUAUGGAGGCUACGGAUGGGGGUUCAGGAAAGGCGCGCCAUUCCGCCGGAGGUUCGACCAGAUGAAGCAGCGGCUGAUUGAAUCCGGCAGCAUCCCCUUCUGGCUUGACGACCUCAUCGAGACGUCGGCGAGGAAGACGAGGGCGAUGAAUAGGAAGAAGGAAGGGGUCCCGUCCUUUAUGCUGGCGAGGGAUACAGGCGCAAAGGACCUGGUUAACCUCUGUUGA